ACCACCAAGCGACUGAAGUGCUGAUCAAAGGGGAGAGCCUGGCUGAAGAGCAACCAUGCAGCCUGUGGUCCGAGGAGUUUGAAACUAGUCUCCUAGGGUCGGACAAUAACAAUGAGUGCUUCAGUGAUUCUUCUUCUACUUCUUCCAAGGGUCGAGUGAGCGGGAGCUCAGAAUCUGGGGGCAAGCGGGCUAUUCGCAGAGCCACUGACUGGCUGGAAAUGAGGGGAAUAAAAACCAAUAUUAAUAAAUCCUCAGAGAAGAAAGGAGAAUCACCUUCCAGAGGAAAGAGGAAAUCUGAGCGAGAGGAUGAUGAAGAUUAUGAAGAAUUUUCCAGAAAGAAGCAGAAAGUUCCUGCAAGGAAAAAGCAACGAGCUGGGGUGCAACAAAAUCCCAAAUCCAAAGGGCGUUAUGUGCGGAAAGAGCCACCAACGUAUGCAGCAGGCAGUGUGGAGGAACAGUGGUACCUGGAGAUCCUAAAUAAGGGCAGAGUUACCUGUCCAACAUGCAGAGCUGUGGUCAGGAAGACUGUAGAGGGACUGAAGAAACAUAUGGCGAAUUGCAGACAGGAGAUGUUCACAUGUCAUCACUGUGGAAAACAGCUCAGGUCUUUGGCAGGAAUGAAAUACCACAUCAUGGCAGAUCACAACAACCUGCCAAUUGUGAAGGAGGGAGGUGAAUUAGAUGAGCCGUGUGAACGAGACCGCCUCCGGAAGGUGCUGAAGCGAAUGGGAAAGCUAAAGUGUAUGAGGGAGGGGUGUACAGGCAGCUUCACCAGCAUAAUGGGAUACCUGUACCAUAUGAAAAAGUGUGGGAAGGAGGCCUCUGAGUUGGAGAAAAUGGCCAUGAAAUGUCGUCACUGUGGGAAAGCAUACAAGUCAAAGGCAGGGCUUGUUUAUCACCUUAGGUCUGAACAUGGGCCGGUCACUUUCCUCCAUGAAGAAGGGAGGCCUGAGAGUCUGAAGGAAAUGACCCUGGAGCCCAGUAAUGCAGGCAGAGUCCAGAGGAAAUCUGCUAAGGUGGCAGUCUAUUACCUUCACGAGCUAGCUAAUGAAGAGCUGGCCAAGGAGUGGCCUAAGAAGAAGGUUCUACAGGACCUAGUCCCAGAUGAUCGGAAGCUGAAAUACACGCGGCCUGGACUGCCCACAUUUAGUCAGGAUGUGUUGUGCAAGUGGAAAUCGGAGAUAAAGAUGUACCGAAGGGUCCACUGUCCAAACCAGGGCUGUGAGUCUGUAUAUGGCAGUGUCUCAGGACUCAAAUCUCACCUCAGCACCUGCACCUUGGGAGACUUUGUGGCUGGGAAAUACAAGUGUCUCCUAUGUGAGAAGGAAUUCAUAUCAGAGAGCGGGGUCAAGUAUCACAUCAACUCUGUGCAUGCUGAGGACUGGUUUGAUGUGAAUACCACUAACAAAAAAAGCUUUGAGAAGCUGAUGAAAAUCCGCCAGAGAGAAGAUGAGCAGAGAAAGCAGCAAAAGAAGCGUACUGCAGCCCGGAGCAGGAAGAAAAGGCCUGGGACUGUAUCUGCCAAGAAGCUCCUUGGUGCAGGGGCCGAGAGAAGCAGAAGAAGGAGUAAGCGGGGGCAUUCCCAGCUGGGGGACAAUGAGAGCAGGAGCAGCGAGGAGGAGGAGGAGGAGCCGCAAGCUGCACAGAGAGCAGAAACUCCAAAAACCAUCCGCAAACGGGGCAGGAAAUAGAUCAUUGGAGGCAGAGGAGCCAGGAGCCCAGGUCAUGGCACAGCGUCACUCCCUCCCGUGGACAGUGGCACGAGCAGGGUAUCCAGUGUAGUUUGUGCCCUAGUUACAGGCUGAGUUCAGGUUAUGUUAGUUGCUUAUUUAGUGAUUUUAAAUAUUUUAGUCUCUGCUUUUGUUGUCCUCCUCUUAGGGAUCCUCAGCUUUGGUGAGGACAGGUUUCCUUGAUGGAUCUCUGGCACUGGCUGUGCAGGUCUCAGUUGGGGGA
Emys orbicularis (European pond turtle) is the source of this 1953-nucleotide messenger RNA. RefSeq names its product zinc finger protein 512 (gene ZNF512). Bases 219 to 1691 code for a protein of 490 amino acids. NCBI's taxonomy places the organism in Eukaryota, Metazoa, Chordata, Testudines, Emydidae. The record is from RefSeq and is a predicted model, not a curated record. The transcript has 13 exons. Gene Ontology annotation, molecular function: zinc ion binding.